This is a messenger RNA of Penicillium arizonense, 2856 nucleotides long. Its product is annotated as UTP14 family protein. Lineage: Eukaryota; Fungi; Ascomycota; Eurotiomycetes; Eurotiales; Aspergillaceae. The coding region runs from base 1 to 2856 and encodes 951 amino acids. Gene Ontology annotation, cellular component: nucleolus; small-subunit processome. Gene Ontology annotation, biological process: rRNA processing. The transcript is spliced from 2 exons. The record is from RefSeq and is a predicted model, not a curated record.
AUGCCUCGCAGCCAAACUCAGCUGCGUGGUCCCAAAGACCGCUCGGCUCAAAAGCCAGCGCAGAAACGGAAGAACGGCCGGGCCCUCAAUGCGCUGUCUAUUGCAGAGAAACAAAUCCCGACCAAGUUAGGUGUUCGACGCAGUCGACUAGGAGCCUACGAUGACGGUUCCUUCAACCGCAAGCGAAACAAUCAGGAGGGCGAUGACGACGAAGAUGAAGAGGCCCAGCAUCACAAGCGCCGCAGAACCGAAGACACCGGAAGCCUCGACGGCGGCAGCGAUAGUGAAGGACACGAAUGGACACUCGGACAAGUGAACAGUGACGACGACAGUGAACUGGACAGUGACGAAGCUCUGGGCGAGAGUGAUGAAGAGCGAUUUGAGGGCUUCACUUUCCGCGCAUCCAAGUCCAAGUCCAAGCCAAAGAAAGCGGAACCCAAGGCGAAAAAGCCAAGUGAGAUCAACUUGGACGAAGAUAUCGAUGAGUCCGAGGAGGAAUCUGAAGGUGACUAUGACGAAGAUGAGGACGAUGACCUGGGAGAGGCUGCUGUUGACCUCGCGACUGCUUGGGAUAUGAACACUGCUGCCGAAGAGGAGGACGCCAAGGAAGCAUCAAAAAAGGCCAAGCGGGCUGCCAGGGACGACAGUGAUGAGGAUUCGGGAUCAGAGGGGGACAGUGAAAGCGAGGAGAGCGACGACGGCCUUUCUGUCUCGGACGAUGGUGCAGACAAGCACGGUCUAUCAAAACUACAAGACUUUGUCCAGGCUCUGGAGACUGGAAAGCCUACGAGACGUACCCAGAAGUCACAAGAGCAAGGCAAGCCUUCGGAAUACGGCCUGACAUCCUCCAACAAAUUGACCGUCGCCGAUCUACUCCCUUCCAUUACGGAUUCUCGCCUCAAAAACUCACUCAAGCAUAUUGACUCUGCCCCUCAGACGUCCAAGACUGGGAUUCCGGGCAAGCUAGACGCUCCUCUGGCCAAGCGCCAGCAGGAUCGUCUUGACCGUGCUGCGGCCUACGAAAAGAGCAAGGAAACUCUUAACCGAUGGCUCGAAACUGUCAAAGCCAAUCGCAGGGCCGAGCACCUGUCGUUCCCUCUGCCUGAUCCCGAAGCUGAGCAAAAUCACAAGAUGGAUGUUGCCAAGCCGCAAAAUGACUUGGAAAGUGCUAUCCAGAACAUUCUUGUGGAAAGUGGACUGGCUGAGGCCGAUGGCAAGUCGGCCGAGGACCAGAUCCAGAGUUUCGAAGAACUGCAGGCUCGCAACAUUCCAAUCGAGGAGAUCCAAGCUCGACGCACUGAGCUCCGCAAGCGACGUGACCUACUCUUCCGAGAGGAAGUGCGUUCUAAGCGCAUCAAGAAGAUCAAGAGCAAGUCUUACCGCCGUGUUCACCGCAAGGAGCGCGAGAAGCAGGAGCAGCAAGAGCGCCAGGCACUGCUGGAAGCAGGCGUGGAUCCAGAUGAGAUGGACCAGGAGAAGAGUGAGCGCAUGAGAGCCGAAGCUCGCAUGGGCUCCAAGCACCGUGAAAGCAAAUGGUCCAAGGGUCUGAAGCAGAGCGGUCGUACCGCGUGGGAUGAGGAGGCACGCAACAGCGCGGCCGAUUUAGCCCAAAGAGAGGAGGAGUUGCGGAAGAGAAUCGAAGGCAAGCGUGUCUCUACUGGGGAAGACGACUACUUGGAAUCGAGCUCCGAAUCAGAAGAAGACGACCCUUGGGCUGAGGAUGCUUCUGAUGUGGAAAGACAGAAGAUCCAGAAGAAGCUCAAGGCCCUCAAUGGUGAUGAUGUCGAUGAGGACGUCCCGAAGGGACCUCAUGCUGAUCUCUUUGCUAUGAAAUUCAUGCAAAAAGCCGACGCCGCCCGCAAGGAGCAAAACGAUGCGGAGAUCCGCAAACUCCAGCGUGAGCUUCAUGGAGAGGAGUCCGAGUCUGAGGCGGAUUCGGAGGUCGGUCGACGAAAGUUCGGCAAGUCGACGAAGCCUGAGCAGAAGCCUCGCAAGCCAUUGCUCAAGAACGAGUUUGAAGAAUCCCUUGACUCCGAUGAUGAAGACGCACAGGCGGCGAGAGCGGGAUCAGAUGAUGAUGUUAACAUUGUUGUCGACGCUCCUGCGAAGCAGAAAUCGACAUCCAACAAGAAUGUUUCACAACCUUCACGCAACUCUUCCCAUCAGGAGAAGGAGACCCCUGCUGAAGAGGAGAAUCCUUGGCUGGUUCAGACUGAGCGGACCAACCGUCGUCGGACUGGCCCAGAUGCCCAAGAGACUAUCGAUAUCUCGCUUGAUGUUGCUCCUCAAGCUGCCCCAGCAAAGCAGCAGAACAAGAAGCAGCAGAACACCAAAACAGCUGCCGCAAAGCAACUUCAUGCCGAGAACGACAGCGAUGAUGAGGAGAGCGUGCCCGUCCUACUCAAGAACCAUGAUCUUGUAAAGCGAGCCUUCGCCGGCGAUGAAGUCGUCCAAGAUUUCGAACAAGAUAAGAUGGACACCAUCGAAGACGAAGGCGACAAGGUAGUAGACAACACGCUCGCAGGCUGGGGUAGCUGGGCCGGUGACGGUGUCAGUAAGAAACAACAGAAGAGACAGAAGCGUGAUCUGACUACUGUGGAGGGUGUGAACCCCCAGCAGCGCAAGGACGCCAAGCUUGAUCGGGUGAUCAUCAACCAGAAGCGUGUCAAGAAGAACGUAAAAUACAUGGCAAGCCAGUUGCCACAUGAGUUCGAGACCAAGCAACAGUACGAACGGUCUCUGCGCAUGCCUCUGGGCCCUGAGUGGUCUACCAAGGAGACUUUCCAGAGUGGUACCAAACCUCGUGUCAUGAUCAAGCAGGGCAUUAUCAAGCCUAUGCAGAAGCCCAUGCUCUAA